Messenger RNA from Branchiostoma belcheri (Belcher's lancelet), 333 nucleotides. RefSeq lists its product as uncharacterized. The transcript has 3 exons. NCBI's taxonomy places the organism in Eukaryota, Metazoa, Chordata, Leptocardii, Amphioxiformes, Branchiostomatidae. Bases 19 to 333 code for a protein of 104 amino acids. The record is from RefSeq and is a predicted model, not a curated record.
ACUCUUAACCACACCAACAUGCUGUUUUGUCUCCUUUUUAUAUCUGGAGUGGCGAUUGCCGCGUCCCAGUCGUGUCAGAACACGAGUCCCCUGUGCGGCGCCAGUCCGGGAUGGCCGCUGCUGUCCAUGUGUUUUGAUCACGACUACGUGUUCGCCAGCUGUCCCGAGUUCUGUGGACAAUGCUCGUGCGCCGCUGACCCUCGCGGCCCCUGCUAUAACGGCGGCACCCGGGGCGGGAACCCCGCCAACUACAACGAGCACACCUGCGACUGUAACUGUGUGGGUGCAUGGACAGGGGACCGCUGCCAAAGUAAGUUCUCCAUGUGUAUAUAA